Molecule: messenger RNA, 3906 nt
Organism: Onychostoma macrolepis
Lineage: Eukaryota; Metazoa; Chordata; Actinopteri; Cypriniformes; Cyprinidae
Gene: arl8a
Product: ADP-ribosylation factor-like 8A
Exons: 7
Coding region: 138-770 (210 amino acids)
Biological process (GO): anterograde axonal transport; protein transport
Cellular component (GO): lysosomal membrane
Molecular function (GO): GTP binding; GTPase activity
Source: RefSeq, a predicted model, not a curated record
UGUUUUAUUUGCGUUUUAUGAGCUAACCGGAGGCAAACGGGCGAUGACGUCACCGGCGUGCGUCCAGCAGGGGGCGCGUGGCGCCGCGAGUCCCGCAUUGUUUGGAUCAGCUGUGCGUGGAUGUGAAACCCCACCCAAUGAGGAAGAACGAUCCGACCGCGAGCAGCAGCAGCAGCAGCAGCACACCCGGACCCGGACCGAACCGCACCAUGAUCGCGCUCUUCAACAAGCUGCUGGACUGGUUCAAGGCGCUCUUCUGGAAGGAGGAGAUGGAGCUGACGCUCGUCGGCCUGCAGUACUCGGGAAAAACCACCUUCGUCAACGUGAUUGCGUCGGGUCAGUUCAGCGAGGACAUGAUCCCUACGGUCGGCUUCAACAUGCGCAAGAUCACCAAGGGAAACGUCACCAUCAAGUUGUGGGACAUCGGCGGGCAGCCGCGCUUCAGGAGCAUGUGGGAGCGAUACUGUCGCGGCGUCAGCGCUAUAGUGUACAUGGUUGAUGCGGCCGAUCCGGAGAAGAUCGAGGCGUCGAAGAACGAACUGCACAACCUGUUAGACAAACCGCAGCUGCAGGGAAUCCCAGUUCUGGUUUUGGGCAAUAAGCGAGAUCUUCCUGGAGCUCUGGAUGAGAAGGAGCUCAUCGAGAGAAUGAACCUGUCGGCCAUCCAGGACAGAGAGAUCUGCUGUUACUCCAUCUCCUGUAAGGAGAAGGACAACAUCGACAUCACACUACAGUGGCUGAUCCAGCACUCGCGGACCCGGCGGAGCUGAGGAGGCGGAGCCGGCAUCUGAUUCGAGGAACCGCAUCAUGUGAUCAACUGCAUUUUAGGCGCUCUUGAUUUCGUUCUAAACAAACAAGCAUCCGCCCCUCCCUCUGUUCUUAUAAACUAAUCCACAUAAUUUACAUCGUUUGAACGUUGAUUUUUACUUUUACUUGAAUGUGCUUUUUUUUACGGUUCGUCAUGAAGUCACAUGACGUGCUUCGCUCGCGCGUGUCGUUCUGCGUGUUUGCUCGGAGACGGGAUCGAACCUCGACUCGACGCCCACUGCAUUUGUCGGAACCAGCGCUCUAUGAUCACGUGAUUUUGGGCGUUUGCGCCGGCAUCUUAUUUUAGCGUUUCAACGUUGUGAGAACAUUCCACAUGCUCUCUGAUCGUUCAUUCGUUGAUGUACACUAUUGUUUUGCAUUUAGCAAGAUAUUACAUGUUAGUAUUAUUAGCUUGUUAGCUUGACCCGGUGCUGGCGUCAUCAUCCCGUGGGCAUCAAGGUCACAUGGUUUGCGUUAAUAUUGUAGCAUUACGAAAUCUUUUUAUCUGAAAGCACAUGAAUCAUUUUGAAGAGUUUAACAUGUCCAAAUGAAGGUUUUAUAUGUUUCUUUUGAGUUGCCGAGACUACAGCGUUGUAUUGUUGAUGUGGGUGGGUUGUCAUGGCAACCAUUCCAAUUGCGUUGUGUUUUUUUUUUAGGAGCGUCAGUCUGCGAGCGCGUGCAGAGCAACAUCAGUGUUUUAUUUGAUUCUCGACGGGACACAACGACAAAUGUUGAUCUGUCUCUGUUGGACCCGCAGAUCGUUGCGCUAAUGAAAACAGCGGAGAUGUGGCAAAUGUUGCGCGAAUCUCCUGCUGAAGUCCAGUGUUGUUUCUGAACGCUGUUUCUGUCGGGAGAGAUGAAGAUCUUGUGAUUUUUAUCGCUUUGAUUAUUUCGUUUACAGCCUGUUUCGUUUUUGUCACACAUGUGGAUGUUUUUGGCCUAAAUCAUAACGGUUUAUAAACGCGUCGGUAGAUUAUACAUAUGUAAAUUGACAUAUUUCAGUUGUUUUUGGCAUGUUUUUACUCAUGUUUUUUCACAGUGUUUUUCAACUGGAUUAUGUAAAUAGCAACUUAAACCAAAUGAGAUCUCUCCCUCCUGAGCGUUACGAUGUUUGUCUUAGUGUGAUUAGCGUCCUAUGAUAAUAAUAAUAAUAAUAAUAAUAAUAAUAAUAAAGAAGACCCCGCUCAUAUCACAGCAAUCUGAAGAAAUGGAUUGUGUGUGUGUGUGUGCGAAAGAGUGUGUGAGUGAUGGUGUUUGUGUGCACAGAUGCCGUCAUGUAGACUAGAAUAAUAUUUACUUUAUAAAUGCCGAAGGUUUACUCUGUUGAUUUUUCGCAACUGUUAAUCACUUUAUAUUCAUCCUCACUAAUGUUUGAUUGUCAUGAGUUCGUAGUCUACACAAGAGUGAACGACGCAAUGCAACAAAAUGGCAGUAAUCAACACUGCUGCACUGGUUACGAAGUCAUGUUACAGAGUCAACUUUGAUGUUACAAAGUUCAUGUUACAACACCGGUUACAAUGAUAACCAUAGCUACACAAGGUAUUUUUACUACAAUACAACUGUCGUUGAAAAGUGACGCAGACAGCUUUGUUGACAAUAGCAGUUAUUUAUGAAAUCAACUUUUAGUUAUGUAACAAAGUUGUGAACUUGCAACAUAGACAUCAUUAGUAUUAUGAAGCCGAUUGUAACAAAUUUGACGAAGUAAUUUGCGAAGUCAACCUAAGUUACAUUCAUAAUUCACAGCAAAGUGGAUUUCGCACAAUUUAGUCGCGUAAGAUCAAGUUCGUAAAUGCCUUUGUUGAAGUUGACAUUGCUAAAGUCAUUUAUGAAGUCAGUCUAAUGAAGUUGACUUUAAUUGUUGAUUUUAACAACAUUUACAAAGUCAUCCUUAUGACGUUAUGUUCGUAAUUGACUUUGUUAGCAAUUGAAUUUCACAACUUUGUUACAUGACUUUGUUAGGUGCAUGAGUGGCUUUGUCAGUCAACUUCGUAACAGUCACUUACAAAGUCAACCUAAUGAACUCAACUUUGUUGAUUAUACCAAAGUCUUUUUCAAAGUCAACGUAGUAGCGCACAACUUAGUUGCAUAACAUCAAGCACGUGAAUGCUUUAGUUGAAGUUGACUUUGCUGAUUUUAACAUCAUUUACGAAGUCAUUCUAAUGAAGUUAUGUUCGUAAUUGACUUUGUUAGCAAUUGAAUUUCACAACUUUGUUACAUGACUUUGCUAGGUUCAAAAUCAGCUUCGUUACAAUCACUUACGAAGUCAACCUAAUGAAGUCUUUUUCGAAGUCAUCCACGUAACAUCGAGUUCAUAAAUGACUUUGUUGAAAAUGAUUUGCAAAAGUCCAAGUCAUCUUUGUUGAUUAUAACGACAUCAUUUUACAGAGUUAUACUAAUGAAGUCCCUUUCAUAAUUCACUUUGUUGGCAAAGUGGAUUCCAACCGUUACAUGACUUUGUUAGGUUCGUAAAUGACUUCGUCAAAAUCACUUAUGAAGUCAUCUUCAGCUUUUGCUUAUGAAGUGUGCAGUGUGGAACACUUUAUUGAUUAUAACGGUCUGAUUGUCACUUUGUUGUGUUGCGUUACUUGAUUCAACGAUGAUCGCAGAACGUUUGUUUUUCUGCUGCUCUUGUUGGUGCUCAUGUUCAAUCCUCGUGGACAUGAGCUCAUCCGGGCUCUUAUCGUCUUCUGUAUGUGUGUUGAUUUAAUUAUAUUUUAUGUCUAAUUACAUGUGGCCAUAAUGUAUGUUUUGAUAUUUUAAUUGUUUGUAGCAGUGUCGCGCUCUUUUUGUUUGCUGGGGAGUCACGUGAUUUUCCCCCCUGCAUGAAUCAUUAUGGGAUGGAGCUGGUUGCCAUAGUUACUGUAUAAUCAGCGUGUGAUUGGACCGAGCUCGAUGAUGUUCUUUCCCCCCUCUUUAUAUGGAUCAGACAGUAACUUUUUAAAGCAGUCACAUAACCGGUGUUUCUGUACCAGACUCGAUCAGUUCAGUUGUUCAUUUGGGAUCUUUCUAUUCUCUCGUACUCGCGGUGAUAACUGUACAUGUUGUUCUUGUUAUUUACAGAUUAUUUAAAAAUGAAAUUAAAUAAUUUCCCUCUCAGAA